Molecule: messenger RNA, 4805 nt
Organism: Monodelphis domestica (gray short-tailed opossum)
Lineage: Eukaryota; Metazoa; Chordata; Mammalia; Didelphimorphia; Didelphidae
Gene: GAS2L2
Product: growth arrest specific 2 like 2
Biological process (GO): microtubule bundle formation; protein localization to microtubule plus-end; regulation of microtubule polymerization or depolymerization
Cellular component (GO): actin filament; microtubule plus-end; stress fiber
Molecular function (GO): actin filament binding; microtubule binding; cytoskeletal adaptor activity
Source: RefSeq, a predicted model, not a curated record
GGAGAGGAAGGAGCCCAGCAGGAAUAGUCUGGCCAACCUGCCAUAGUGUGAAGGGGUAGGUGGGGGGAGAGAAGGAGAGUUCACUUGACCAGUGCAGCUCCUAGGAGAGGAAAGGGAGCCCACCACCCCAACCUGGAGGCAGGAUGGCCUCAGCAACCAGAAGACUGAGGUAGUUACUAGUAACUAAGUGCAGAAGGGAGAGACAAAGUUCAGGAAGGGAUUCAAGAACCCAGUGGGCUGGCGGAAGUGGCGUGUUGGAGCAAGUUUUGCCAUGGAGAUGCAGCCUGAAGAGUGAGCAGAAUGGAGAGAAUGGACUCCUGAGAGGACUAAGAAGAGAAGAAUGGAUAGAUCAGGGAGGACAGGAUCAGCCUAGAGGCAGCUGAGAAGGGAAUCUCUCAGUUGAUCAUCCUGAGACACAGAAUUCAGGAACAGCCAGGUUGAGGGAAAGCAGAGGAGAAAGACACAGCAUUGGGUUUGCCUCUCUAGGUCAAGACUUGGAAGAUGAGUGGAGGGUCACUUGUCACCAGCCCCUCCAGGUUCCAGCCCAGUGGCAAGACAAUGUCCAGACUCCCAGACCCCCCAAUCCGUAGCAUCCGACCCUUCAAGUCCAGUGAGCAGUACCUCGAGGCAAUGAAAGAGGACCUGGCCGACUGGCUCCGGAAUCUCUACGAGCUGGAUAUUGACUCAGCCAACUUCCUGGAGAUGCUGGAGACUGGCCAUUUGUUGUGCCAACAUGCCAAUGCAGUCACUCAAGCUGCCCAAGACUUUCUGGCCCAGUCUCCAGCUUUGGCCAAGAGAAUUUUGCUGCCCAGUUCUGGGGUUUGCUGCAAUGGGACAGCUCAGCCAGGUACUUUUCAGGCUCGGGACAAUGUCUCCAACUUCAUCCAGUGGUGCCGGAAGGAGAUGGGCAUCAAAGAGGUUCUGAUGUUUGAAACAGAGGACCUGGUGCUUAGGAAGAAUGAAAAACACGUGAUCUUGUGCCUGCUGGAGCUAGGACGGCGAGCCUGGAGGUUUGGGGUGGCAGCACCCACUCUGGUGCAUCUGGAGGAGGAAAUUGAAGAAGAAUUGCGUCAAGAGCUGGCUCUGCCCCCUCCUGACCCUCCUCCACCAUCUCCUCCUGCCCGCAAAGCCUGCCAUUUCAAAAACUUGGACCAAAUGGUGCAGAACCUGGUGAGUCACUGUACCUGCCCUGUUCAGUUCUCCAUGGUCAAGGUGUCGGAGGGAAAAUACCAAGUGGGGGAUUCCAACACCCUCAUCUUUGUCCGGAUCUUGAGAAAUCAUGUGAUGGUCCGAGUAGGAGGUGGCUGGGACACACUAAGCCAUUACUUGGAUAAACACGACCCCUGCCGAUGUACCUCUCUCUCUCACAAGAUGGGCCAUCCCCAGAAGCCACACAUCCCCCCAGUACAGCAUGAGGUGAGGGUACAAGGGGGCUCCACACAGCCUCAGCCCAUUCUGACCAUCAGCCGUUCCCAGAGCCCUCUGCCCCCAGUGGCUUGGAAGACAUACACACCUCCAGGCCGAAAGCUGAGACCUCCCACCUCCUGCUCCCCCAAACCUCACAACAGGUGGGGGGCAGGGGUGGAGUCUCCAGGAGAGACAGCUGCCAUUCAAAGGAGCCGAGAAAGACCAGCCACCCCAUCCUACUUGCUGUCGACAGCUGGACAUGGAGACUCCAAAUCCCAGUCCUCACUCACACGAAUCCCUUCUUGUCAGCCGUCUCCAGCUGGAGAUGCAUCCCAGAAACCCCAGUCAUCAGUCACACAAACUGGUCAGGAUUUGCACCGAGUUCCUUUAAGACAAUGGAAAGACAGAUGCUCCCCUGAGGCUUCCAGAGGAGGGACCCCUCCUCGUUGGAGCCAGGGAAGCGGAGUCACUGAUUCUACUCUCCAGAAGGUUUCAGAUCCUGAGGUGGCUCCUAAAGAACCACCAGGAAGAGUGACAUCUACCCUACCUUGUUCCUCCAAUCUAUCCAAGUCCUUUACCUUCAAACAACCCCUUCUGGGAACUGAGAAGCCUUCCCAGGAUCAGGCCAAAGGAGCCAUUGCCUCCCAUCUUAAGGACAAUGGAUCUGUCCAAUCCUCUUCCCCAAUUAAAGAGGCCACCAAGAUCCCAAUCUGUUCAUCUCCCAGUUGCCCACUAACACCAGAGAAGAAUCCCUCAGAAUCUGGAAAUCGAAUCUCGGGUCCAGCAACGGAGACAGGAAGAGACUCCACCACCAUAAGGGUCAGAGCUGGAGGAAGAAACACCCCUCAGUCCCAAAAUGGAAGCCAGUCCCAGGAGGUGAGCUCAGGAGGCCAGGAUCAGGCACUGAGGACUGUGACAGAGGCUGGAAGAGACCAUUCACCCAGGCAUCAGCAUGGAAGACAGACAUUCACCACUCUGCCCAUUGACAAGACCAAGGAACAGGCACUGUACCAGAAUCUGGAAGAGGAAAUCUUGACCAAUAUCAAGAUUCUAGAAGCCAGAGGAGCCCAUCCAGGAGUGACUCCCUGCCCCAUUGAGCCCCCAGAAAUGCACGUUCCUCGAAGUGAUGUAUAUAUCCCUCACCGGUGGCCAGUGCCUGGGGCUUCUUAUGAUAGUGUCAUCCGAGAGUUGGCCCUGGAGCCCCCAGCCCUCCUCAAGGUGGACAUGAGUGGCUGGGGGACCCCCGAUAUGCAUACUCCUGAGCUAGAUACACCUCUAAGCAAGCGUGAUUCAGAGGAAAAGGUGAGCCUGGAUGAAGAUGAGAGGAGGAAGAGGAAGACUGGUAUAGGAGUCAGAAAUACAAAAGCUCUUGGAGAGCAGGGAGGCCAGUCCAGGGCUCCACUCCCUGAGGUCAAUGGCAAUGACGUACCUCAACCAGUGGACACCUCUGACUUGGAAAAGCCCAAGACAACCACAGGGAAAGGCAGGAGGAUGUUGAAGAAACCAGAAAGGAUCCCAUCCAUCUAUAAGCUAAAGUUGAAGUCCAAGAUCCGUCCUCGUCGAGACCACCGGCCAGAAAAGCGACCCUCCCGGAUUCCCACUCCCUUGGCCUACCGCCAGAGCCAAGCCAAGGUGCCUCCUACUACCCCUAAGUUGAGGGGUCGGCUGGGCAGUGCAGGAGAUGGGGGCUCGGUGGAUGAGGAAGAGAUCUCCCCAUCAGAGGUCAGCAUUGGCCCAUCCACGGAGAGUCUGGGAUCACGACCUGCUGGUCCAUCCUGGCUCCCACAGGAAGAUGAAGAGUCUUGGGUCUGAAGUGGUAUCCAGCCUUGGUCACCCCCUCUGCUCAAGGUGAGAUGAGGGCAGGGAAGGACCAGUGUGUGGUCCUGCUGACUCGGACCCCCCCAACCCCUGCCGAGGACACAGGGAGGUUUCCUUCUCUCCACUCUUUUCAGAGGCCAUCGUUGGGAUAUUGCUGUGGUCCUUUCUGUUGUCCUCAUUCUCAUACUCCAUUCUGGAAGGUGUCAGGGGAACUUCUAAACCGUUCUCUAACCCAGUGGGGCUCCCACUCCCAUCCUCCAACCAGGAACCAUUUCCCAGCACUGACCUUUAUCUCCAGAUCUCUGGAUCAAGGCUGAGACUCCUCUACCAGUUAAAUUAUUAAAGCUACACGUGUCAUAUAUCCUUCUCCCUUUGAGUUUUUGGCCAGUAACCAGGUAUGGAGCCAUAACCAGCAGGGGACAAACUGAGCUUUGUCCCAGGUCACUGGGGUAGGGACUCAUGUCUAUGGUGCUUUAAGUUUACCAAAGACUUUUCUUGAAUAGUCUUGCAGAACAGGUAGGUCCAUAAUUGUUCCCAUCUCACAGGUGAGCAAACUGAGGUUCACAACCAUGAAGUGUUGGAAGCAAGAUUUGGACCUGAGCCUCCUAAUUCUAAACAGGUGCUCUUUAGACCGCCUCAUCCUGCAGGAAGGAGUCUCAAGGUCCUUCCCCCCCCCCCCCCAGGAAGUGAUUGGACAUGUCAGAACCUUGGAAGGGGAAGAGAGUUGAAAUAAAUGAUUAGGGAAACCUCUCUGCCUACAGAGAAUUGAAUACCCAUAGGACAGGUUCAGAUCUGGGUUUGGGACCUGUGGAAUGAUGUUUAAAGAACUGGAAUCACUUAGCUCCUAAAAGAGGCUUUGGGCUGCUCUUGCAGGUGGUCCUAGAGUGUGGGACAAAGAAUCAAAAGAAAAAUUGGAGGCAGAAGUGGCUCAGUGGAUAGAGCCAGGCUGGAGACAAAUUUCAGACACUUCCUAGCUGUGUGACCCUGGGCAAGUCACUUAACCUUCAUUGCCUAGCUCUUACCACUCUCCUGUCUUAGAACCAGUACCUAGUAUUGAAAAUACAGUUGGUAAGGGGUUUAAAAAAAAAAGGCACUUGAAACCAGGGUAGACAGCGGAUUCUUCUAGCAUGUAAACCUCACCAAGAUUUUAAAGAAAAACUAUUCCAAGAAGAGGAGUCAAGGUCCAGAAAGGUUAAGUGAUUUGCCCGAGGUCACACAGCUAGAGUUGCAAUUUGAACCCAGGUCCUCUGACCCUGAACUCAUCUUUUCCACUACAUUGUACUGCUUUGUAAAAAGUCCCUCAGAGGAAGAGUGGAGUACAAAGGGUUAGGCUGGUUUUUAAAACUAAAAGAAGACCUCGUUCUAGAUGCCUUGAAGGAAGUCCAUGGGUAGGAGGGUAGAGGAUAGAAGCUCAGAAGACCUUCCAGACUGUGGAUCUCCUCUGAAAUUCUGAUUAGCUCUUCUGACUGCCCCUCUCUAAAUACACCAUCCUCAAACUUCAGUGUAGCUCAGGGGUAGUCUGGCCGGGGAAGAGGGUCUGGGGUCUGCCUCCCCACUCCCUCUGCACCCCUUGCACCCCU